Oldenlandia corymbosa var. corymbosa is the source of this 5363-nucleotide messenger RNA. Lineage: Eukaryota; Viridiplantae; Streptophyta; Magnoliopsida; Gentianales; Rubiaceae. The record is from the annotation of a GenBank genome assembly.
CCACGAAGGAAAGAAGACAAACAACUGAACUCUUAAAGAACUUUCCAACAACUAAACAGACACAAACUGAGUUGCCCUUUUCUCCUUAAUUCUCAAGUUCGAAUCAGAAACGUUAAAACCCCCAAACAGAAAAAAGAACGAUCAUCUCUCCGCAGUUUGAUGCCUUUAAGGUUUUGAUUUCUUCAACAAUGGCCGCCGAUGAGAGGCUGAUGGCUUUGAAGAAAGCAUAUGCGGAUAUCAUAUUGAAUACUGCGAAAGAGGCGGCAACGAGGAUAAUGGCGUCGGAGAAGAAGGCUCAGCGGUUUCAGCGGGAGCUUCAGGCCGGGAAAGAUGAAGCCUUGAGGAUGCUUUUGAGGCUUAAGCAGAUGAUGGAUGUUAAGAUUGCUGAUGCAGAGCUGAUGUCAUUGAGUCAGCAGAAAAAGAUAGAUGAACUCGAAGCCCAGCUUCAAGAAGCUGAGGAUAUUGUUAAGGAUCUCAGAGAAGAGCUGAGCGAAGUGCAGUCUGAGUUAGAGCAGCUACGAAAUAAACAGCAACACCCAAUUGAACAGCAAGUUUUGUCCCAUAAAGGAUUACCAGAACAGAAUAAAUCUCAACAUAAUGAAUACCUCGGAGCUUUUGACUUGAGAAAUAACCAUCAGUUUCAGGCACAUGAGAGUUUAAAAUUUUAUUGUGCAGCACCUUAUACGGGGAACGUACACCUUGGUUUUCAAGAUUUGCCCUCUAUCAUUUUGAGAAGCAAAGAGCCUGAGUUGUAUAGAAAUGGAUGUACCCAGAGAAUACGCGCAUCUGAAGGGAAUCUUUUAAAUAGGGAAUUGUCAGUCUCCAGGAAAAAGAGUAAAGAUAGGGAUGAGAUAUCUGUCCGAGAUGAUAUAGACGAUGGAGAAAUUAUUUCAGAACAUACUAGUACCAUGGAGAAUAUGGAUAAGGUCAUGAAGAAAGAAGUGCAUAACCAGCUUGGUAGCUUGCAUCUUAUCCCAUCCUUUCAUACAACAAAGAAGCGAGGUACUAGACACAGGAAAAAGAAUUUUCUUUCAUCUAUAAAUACUCCUGCUCCUGGGAUCUCUUAUAUUACAACUGAUCCAAGUUCUGCCAGAAGUAACCCUGAUUUUCAGGAAAAUUCGUUCAGUGGCUUGAGAUUAGCUAUGGAUAACGCUGAAUCCAAUUCUGGGAGAGGUGAUGCCAAUCCUUCUUCGAAUCAUAGUGAGCUAGGCGAAUCUGUUGGUGUUAAUAAAUCAGCAGUCAUAGUUGAAGAAAAAGUGGUGCCCGUGAUGCUGGAAACAUCUAAAACUAUAUCUUUAGUUGCAGCUGGAGAAACAAAUAUUAAAAAGGCUGAUUCUUUGUUGCCGAUUUCAAAGCUAAAUGAGUCUGCUGUAGCUAAUGAGCUUCACAAUGUUGGUGAAAGAGUUAUCAAAUAUACAUUCCAGAGAAAACGGAAGAGAGAAUCUUUGUGCGUCUUAGAUGGGGAUGUAUCUCCCCAUAAGGAUGGAUCAAAGGGACAGAUGCCGGAGAAACAAAGUGAUCCUGUGGAUCGGGAGAAGUCAGACUUGAAAAUAGAAUUGUCUCAAGACAGUUAGAGAUAAGUGCACUUGGCUACUCAGGUUGGUAUUAGGUGAUGUUUUACUUUAUGGAUAUUCAUUAUUUACUCUUGUCGAGUUUGGAUUAUGUUCAUUGUCUUGCAUGGCUAGUCUCUGCUCCUUGGCUUUUGUUAUUUGAUUCUGUUGCAUGCUCUCUGGAAUGAAAAUGAGGGUUAAGGGUCCUGUAGUUGUUAAAUCGGGGCCCUUUUAUAUCUUAUUCUUUGUGCGUACUGCGUAGUAGAAAUUAUAGCUGGUAGAGUUUAUUUUUGGUAACAGUUUAAGGUUGCUUUGAAACCUCUUAUUAUAGUCGUAGAAAUUAGCCAUGUUCACAUUACCAAUAAGAAUAACUUGUAUAAUAUCGCUCCUUGUGAGGUGAAUCUUUGUGCAGCACCUUCAGUGUUCUCUUAGCCUGAAUACCAACUUACAGGCUCGUUGUUUCUUCCAUUUCAAUGUGAAAUCGGCCUUUCAGAUUCACUGUAUGUAUAGUUGUUUCUGUUAACAUUUACUUAACUGAAUAGGUUAUCGUUUCAGUGUUCACUUGAACUCCUUCUCUUAAGCUUUGAAGGUGCAAUAUUUUUAAAAUUGGAAAGAGACUUCCACUUCUUUUAUUUUUUAGGUUAUCGGAUAGGUUAAUGAUCAGUUCGCUAUGGAGGUAUAAUAUCCAAAUGGAUUCUUCCCCAAAUUACGAAGUUUGUCUUACAUUUUCUCAUGUCUUGCAUUGAGUCUGAUCUGUGGGUGACAACAUUUAUUUCUGGUGUGGAAGAUGGCUUCUAUAUCAAUUUAUCUUGGUUUUUGAUUGGUGCACAAGUUCUGGAAUGUUGGUCCCAAAUUACUGUGUUUCCAUUCUCUGUAGACUUUAAAUGGGGUACUCUUUAUUGUAAAGUGAGUAGGAAAACUUUAUGAAGUACCUUUAGGUCUGCUGAAUUUUUCCGUCAGUGUUUUUGGAGAAUAUGGCAAAGAAAGAAAUAUUGGAGUGACUUGGAUAUAAAUUUCCUAUUUUGGCAUUGUUAAAAUUGAAGUAGUAAAGAUUCGUUUCAUGGUCUUGAAUUUGGACAAUAAAUUUGACAACGCUAAAAAUUUGCUUGUCAGUGAAUACAAUAUUUGAAAUUUAGCAUUAGGUCGGUGAAACCUGAUAUUGCAUGAUCCUUGGAGCAAGCUGCUUAACCUUGAAACUGAGCCAAAGUUCCCUACUUCAUACAAAGUGAGUUAACUUUUUCUGGAAUAACUAACUAAAUUUAUUGGUUCAAAUCCUGCAGUAUUGAGAGUUCUUAUAAUUGGAAUCAAGAGUUCUUAUAAAUUGAGACUUACAAACAAGGAGUUCGAAACAAAAUCUAUUGCGUUGCUGGUUUUAGCAAGUUUACUAUAUUAUAAAUACUUUACAUCUCCAACCAAUUUUGUUUCAUGGGGACCUACCCAGAGUACCUACCAGUUUAAUAACUUCCCCUUAAAAUUUUUUUAAUUCUAGUCACAGCAUUAUAAAUGUUCUACUGAUUCUCACCAAUCACUCCCGGAUUUUCAAGUCUCCAUUUGCACUUUAAUACCUUGCCCUUCCUAACUGGAUUCUUCUCUGUGAUUCCUGAACUGUUCAAGAUAGACGAAAGGAGGUUUUGGUAGCUGCAAUUAAUGACUAAUUUGACACCCAAAUUAGUAUAGGAGGAAUCAUGUAAGUUUUGCACUACACCAUACCUUAAUGGAAAUGCAGUUUCUUCCAAAAACAUGGCUGUCAGAUUUUUCAAUGUGCUCCGGAGGAUUGUCUUUAUAUGUUAUCUUACAUGAGCUGAACUCUCAAGAGGUCACAUAAUCCUAUGCUAUUUGGCAAAGGCAACCUUCUUUUUUCUGCUUUGUGCUCAGGACCAAUUAUAGGCUGGUGGAUCAACCUUGUUUGUAAUUAUCACAACUCUCUUUAAUUUCACCCGUUCAAGUUAGGUUUCCUCUUAGCUUUCAACUCAUAUUUAGUAAAACCAAUGUGGAAAUCAAUGUGAUGUAGCAAUAUUGUCUGGGUUUGAACUGUUUACCAUCAAAUUCAACCGCUAGUUAACUGGUAAAUUCAAUGGAUUGUUUAUCAUUUUAAUGCCUUCUAAUUCUUAGUUACACACUUGUUUUCAUAAGUUUCUGUAAAAUCUGACGGGUGUGGCUACAUGUUCACCCAUUUUGAGGGCUUUAGCAUGCAUAUGAGGUCUAAGCUAUACUAAUCAGACUCUCUUGGUUGUAUGUCCAGGAUUUCUAGGGCCAUGUUCAGUUCCAAUACCAAAAGUCUCCUUUCCAUGACUGACUCAUAUCCUUUAGAUUUUGCCAUUGUUAGAAACUAAUCAAUUAUUAGUAAUGCCAGAAGCCAAAGGUCUUAGAUUUGCUUCACUCUUAAUCUUAAGGCUGAUAUAGACACUAGUCUUCUUUAUAAAUUUUUCAUAGAGAUCUGAAUUAGUGUAAGUUAUUAUUUGCUUUUUGAAUGAUGGAAAGUUGAAGGUGGCUCGGGAAUUGAGCAUCCAAUCUGGGGUUGAUGGAAGCAAGACGUAAAUCGGCAAUAUUCUUCCCUUUUCCUCCUUUUUAAUUUCUCUUUUCCCUAAGGAAAUUCUGUGUUUCUUGUUUGUAUGUUAUUUGUUUUCUUUAUUUUCUAGGACAGUAUUGAUGUGGUUAAUUCAGUUACCAUUGCUAUUCUUGUGAACAAGUAAGUUUAAGUCAAGUUCAGUGUGACUCAAAAGAGGUCUCUUAGGGGAUUUCUAUAUGACGGACGAGAAACCCAUAUUAUAUAAAGUGGUAUUACAUUGAAGGAGUUUACAAAACACCGAAUUUUCUUGUGUCAAUGGGAGAGAUAAAUAUUUUUAAUUUUACACAAGUUUACACGAAGAAAGAAUGGUGUCAGGCCCUCCUUUUUCUCCGGGAGUUCAGAAUAGCUUCCGAGUAUUUUAGCAAGUUGAAAGUUUUGAAGUAGUAGUAUUCAAUCCAGAUAUCCUAAAUUAGUGUCUGAAUGAAAUAGUUGUUUGUCAUUGUAAAUGUGUGACAACUUAAAUCAAAUUGUGAAGAAAUCACUGUUAAGUUAGGCUGUAGAUUUCUCUAUAUUUUGGCUGGUAUGGAUUCACACAGUCCUCUUUAUUUCGGUUUGCCAUUUAGCUGUGUAUCUGUUCUGGCAUUUCCUAUGGGUGGCAAAUUUAACUCUUUUCUCUUUUCUUUGGCAGCAGAUAUCCCGGACUGAAACAAUGAAGUGACAGAUUCAGUUAUUUGAUCGCCCGCCGGGGGUGGGGGGGAGGAGAGACAAUGUGGAAGUAAAUCUGCAAAAAGAAAUGUUGUCAGAACCUGCAAAAGAAGUUUACUUUCUUUUAUACCUUUCUUUUUCUUUUUUUCUGAUGAAAAUUGAAGAUGCCCUGCAAAAUGCAUUUCGGCAUUAGAGGUUGUGGUCAUUAACUACCGAGGAAGUAAUUGUUACUAUGCAGUAAUAGUUUUCAAAAGUUUCAUUUGUGACCCAUUUAUUGUUGGUAGUUUGGCGGUGUUGGUAGUUUGGCGGUAUGUACGAUAUAAGUGUAUAUAAUAAUGCGUAUGGUGGUUGAAAUAUUCAAGUGAGUUGCUCUGAUUUAAGGGUUUGCACUUCUCAACCUUAGAUGUUUAGUAUGAUCUUCAAAAGGGCUUCCAUUGAAUUAGCAGGUUGCAUUCGAUCAGUGAGUCAAGGAAAUCUCUAACUUUUGAAUUUCCGAAGAAUAGAAUAACAACAAAGGGCAUGAUUCGCAAAUUAGUCUAGUCUUUUCAUUGAUCAAAAACCUUCCAACGAAUAGUGAAAACACUCAAUUAUACUCUCGG